Molecule: messenger RNA, 1008 nt
Organism: Leishmania mexicana MHOM/GT/2001/U1103
Lineage: Eukaryota; Euglenozoa; Kinetoplastea; Trypanosomatida; Trypanosomatidae
Product: myosin heavy chain kinase a-like protein
Exons: 1
Coding region: 1-1008 (335 amino acids)
Biological process (GO): protein phosphorylation
Molecular function (GO): protein serine/threonine kinase activity; ATP binding
Source: RefSeq, a predicted model, not a curated record
AUGAACCCCGCCGCCCAAGGCGUUGCGCCGGCGGAGGAGGAGUCGCCGGUGGUGUGCACCGCAAACAAGUACAUCUUCGACCUGCACUCCUACGUUUGGAAAGAAAGUGACUGCCUUAUACGGAUUCCUCACCCGCACAAGGGCAUGGGCCACGGUGGCAUGCGAGUCUGCUAUGCAGUGGAGGACGUGGAUGAGGAGGGAGCUGGGACACCGAUGGUGGCUAAGAUGUUUCGCCGCAACAUCAGUGACGUUGUAGAGAAAGACUACUUCAACGAGGGAGCCGCACAGUGCAUGUGUGAGGAAUUUGCGAACAACUUUAACCGCAUUCACCUCACCAACGUUCACAAGCCGAACAUUUCUUUUCUUCAGUGCUACGUAGUUCGCAUCCCUCGCGAUACCAUCCCAGUUACUUCCCACAACAAACGUACAGGGUUUUUCUCUUACAAGACUCAAGAUACAGGGGAGGUGAUGUUUGUGAUGGAGCCGAGGCUGAGCGGCAAAUUCACCAAGUACAACAGCAACUAUGGCGAAACCUACCGCGAGGACAAAAAAGCAGCCCUCACCUCGUCGGAGGCGAAGCGGCGAACGGAGAUCUUUGAAGCAGCAGAGGCCUUCUCACACUUUACCCUAGUGGAGAGUGGUGGCUCGAUGCUCGUGUGCGAUCUGCAAGGCGUUAAUGACUUUCUUACAGACCCGCAAAUUCACACGGAGGACGGCAAGGGACUCGGCAUGGGCAACAUGGGGCAGGAGGGCAUCGACAAGUGGAUAGAGAAGCACGAAUGCAAUGAGAUCUGUCGCGCACUGGGUCUGCAGCCUUUGCUUGAUGCCGUGCCCAACUCGACGGCGUCCCCGAAGACGGACAAUGUGUAUCUGGGACUGCGCGCCCAGCUGCAGAGUCAAAACCCUGUCCGUUUGCGCGAUUUAGUCCCCCUGACCAAGCCGCUCGAGGAGAUGACAGAGGCAGAGCGUAUCGAGUACGCCUUGAAGGUCUCACGACUCACAGAUUAG